GCCGGCACCGCCCCCGCUGCGGCGAGCGAGGGGCGGGGCGGGGCGCGAGGUAUAUAAGGUGAGGGGCGGCCACCGCUCUUUUGUCUCUUGCUGCAGCGACGGGAGCGGUCACUAGGAAUCUCGGCUCGGAGCGAAGACCAGGGAUUGUUUUAAGAAAAUGGCAGACAAGCCCGACAUGGGGGAAAUCGCCAGCUUCGAUAAGGCCAAACUGAAGAAGACGGAGACGCAGGAGAAGAACACCCUGCCGACCAAAGAGACCAUUGAGCAGGAGAAGCGGAGUGAAAUUUCUUAAGAACCUGGAGGACUCCCCACCCCCGUCAUCUUGGAGACUCCAGUCGUGAUGUGGAGAAGGAGCCACCUGCAAGAUGGACACGAGCGACAAGCUGCACUGUGAACCCAGGCACUCCGCGCCCAUGCCAUCGGCUUGUGGGUCUCCGAGGGGACCCCGCCUAAUCGGACUGCCAAAUUCUCCGGACUGCCCUGGGAUAUUGUAGAAAAUUAUUUGUAUGAUUAAUGAAAAUAAAACACACCUCGUGGCAUGGC
Rhinolophus ferrumequinum (greater horseshoe bat) is the source of this 543-nucleotide messenger RNA. It is a transcript of the gene TMSB10, whose product is annotated as thymosin beta 10. Gene Ontology annotation, molecular function: actin monomer binding. The record is from RefSeq and is a predicted model, not a curated record. Gene Ontology annotation, cellular component: cytoplasm. The transcript has 3 exons. Gene Ontology annotation, biological process: actin filament organization; regulation of cell migration. NCBI's taxonomy places the organism in Eukaryota, Metazoa, Chordata, Mammalia, Chiroptera, Rhinolophidae. Bases 158 to 292 code for a protein of 44 amino acids.